Messenger RNA from Phycodurus eques (leafy seadragon), 4708 nucleotides. It is a transcript of the gene slc4a1ap, whose product is annotated as solute carrier family 4 member 1 adaptor protein. Bases 8 to 2392 code for a protein of 794 amino acids. Lineage: Eukaryota; Metazoa; Chordata; Actinopteri; Syngnathiformes; Syngnathidae. The record is from RefSeq and is a predicted model, not a curated record. Gene Ontology annotation, molecular function: mRNA binding; protein binding. The transcript has 14 exons.
AUCAAACAUGUCCGCCUCUGCGCAACUUGAUGUGAGCGUGACAAACACGGAUGAAAAAGAGACCAACUCUGCGAUGGAAACAAACGAGUGCUCGGAAGCAGAAAAUGACACAGAGCCCCAAAAGAAAGAAUUGCCCGAAGCUGGCCAGAACACAAGUGACCCUUUCAAAAAACCGACUGCGUUCGCUGCGCCUUCUCUCGCGAGCAAACGCAGCCUGAACGCUGCUGCUCCAUCCAAACCUGGAGCCGAGACGAGAAACGAGAAAGACGACAACGAAGCACAAGUCGAGGACACCAAUUGUGAGCUAUCUGAUGUUCCAGCGAAGGAUAACGAAACCCCGGACACUGGGCCAGAAAAGAAUACAAAUGGCGACGAACAGAGAGACGUUGCUCGAGUAAACAUGAAAACAGAAUCUAAACACAGGGUGCUUCCGCCGGCUGGAGAGUUCCCUCCUCUGCCAUACAUAGAGCCACAGUGGGGUGGUCCUGCUCCAGAUGACGUCUAUGCUCUUGAAAUUCUAAAAAACGGCACCAUAGUGGACAAGGUGCCCCUUGCGCAUCGAGGUUACUUCGUGGUUGGACGUUUGCCGGUGUGUGACGUCACUCUGGAACACCCGUCCAUCUCCAGGUACCAUGCUGUCAUCCAGUACCGCCGGCAUCCCGGGGAGGGGGAGUCUGUCGGUGAGGAUCGAGGUUUCUACAUCCAGGACCUGGGCAGCACACACGGUACCGUCGUUAACAAGAACAAGAUUCCGCCCAAGACGUACAUCAGACUCCGUGUUGGACAUGUCCUUAAGUUCGGAGGCAGCACGAGGCUAUUCAUCCUACAGGGUCCAGAAUUUGAUGAGGAAGAGGAGUCUGAACUGACCGUCACAGAGUUGCGGGAGCAAGCCAGGAAACAGAUGGCGGAGCUAGAGAAGAGAAUGAUGGGAGGGCGUUCUGAUGAAGAGGAAGGAGAGGAGAAGGACGAAGGCAAAAGCGACAAGAGCCGAGAAUUGUCCAGUGAAGACUCGGGCUGCUCUUGGGGAAUGGCUGAGGAGCAGCUUCCAGAAGAAGACGAGAACGAGGAGAACCCUUUUUCAACGGAGUUCCAAGAAGACCAGGAAGCUGCCUACUUAAAGGACCCUAAGAAGGCUUUACAGGGCUUUUAUGACAGGGAAGGCGAGGAGCUGGAGUUUGAGUAUGAAGACAAAAGCCACGGCAGUUGGCUCUGUAGAAUCAAGCUGCCCGUGGACGAUGCCUUGGGCCGGCAGCUUGUUGCCGAGGUGACCCACACGGGGAAGAAGAAAGAAGCAGCCGUCCAGUGCUGCCUCGAGGCCUGCCGAAUGCUGGAAGCCAGAGGACUGCUACGCCAGGAAGCAGUGUCCCGCAAGCGCAAGAAAAAGAACUGGGAAGAUGAGGACUAUUAUGACAGCGAUGAUGACACCUUCCUGGAUCGGACAGGCACCGUUGAAAAGAAGAGGAAAGAGAGAAUGAAAAAAGCAGGAAAGAUUGAGGAGCGGCCCGAGACCCAUGAAUCACUGCUGGCCAAGCUAUCACAGGUGGAGAAGGAGGUGGCAGAAGCACAGAAAAAGCUCGGCACCGCUGGGAAAGACACUUCCGGCUCUUCGACCGACGACCCGCUGGACGCCUUCAUGACGGCCGUGCGCAGCGAUGCAACCAUGGAUGCCGUCGAGCGCAGGAAGCUUCAUGUGCACGUCGCCGACCUGCGAAAAGAUGCCCAGCGGCUCGGCAAAUUGGUGGAACUCACUCGCCCCUCUCAGCUGCCCUCGCUGCUCCCCAGUGGCAGCUCCAAGUCUGGGAAACCAAAGAAAGCUUUGCCGCUUUUUGGAGCCAUGAAGGGAGGAUGCAAGUUCAAGCUGAAGACUGGCACUAUCGGGAGAUUGCCUCCUAAGCAGCCUAGCUUGCCUCCCGAGCUCUUUAACAUGAAAGAACUUCCACCAGGAGGAGAAGAGGAGGAGGAAACAGAAGAAAAGGGGCAGGUAGAGCAGGAGACGGCUGAAAAAAAGAAGGAUCAUGAAGAUAAAGUGUGCAAGUUGAAUGUUGAACCUGAAGAGGCCAGCGAACUCAUAUCUCAAGAAACGUCAGGACAGAAAGGAGAAAAAUCAGUGCCGGAGCCAAAAGAAAAGAGGAAAAGCGAGGCAAGUACAGAGACGCAGAACCCAUUUCCUCAUCAGAACACCAAGCCCAACCUACCAACCUUUGAAUCAAGAGACCAGGGUGAUGAAUAUCUCAGUCUGAGGAAGAAAAAGAAAGUCAUGGGCCCCAGCAGGCCACCUGUGCAGCUCUCGAGUCAGUAUCCACAGGACGACCCCGAUUACUGUGUUUGGCUACCGCCGACAGGACAGACUGGAGAUGGCCGCACCCAUCUUAAUGACAAGUAUGGCUACUGAGUGGAAAAACUCACCCCAUGUCAUAAACUUGCAUUUGACGUAACACGACUACGGCUCCUGCACCAGCAUCAUCACUCGAGAUGACCAAGUUCAUGAGAGACCAGAAGGGAAUCAAAAGUCAAUACUGCCCUUCACGUAAAUAUAUUGUCUGAAGAUGAUAUAUAUUGGCUGGCGACCAGUUCAGUGUGUACCCCGCCUCUCGUUCAAAGAUAGCUGGCAUAGGCUCCAGCACGCCUGCGACCUUAGUGAGGAGAAGCGGUACAGAAAAUGGAUGGAUGGAAGAUGAUAUACAGCUGCCACGCGUUGCCAAUGCAGGCAUUUGACCCCGUGUCCUUUUCACCCUUCAAGCCGAAAAUAGAAAAUGGCAGCCCAAGAAGAGUUAGCUGAAUUCAGCUUUUUUCUCCCCUUGUCUCUGGCUUGCUCCUCUUUCACUUCAAACCACCUGACAUUCAAUCUGUAUCCCUCCCCUAUUUGGCUCCACUUGAUCACUGGCAUUACUUUUUUUUCCCCUGCGAAAGAGUGUGUGUAGCAGGGAGGGAGAGCAGUGAAGCAGCUUUUCUGACCAUCUGGACACUUGGAUGGCUUACUGGAUGAAACGCAAGCUGAUAAUGACUCAAGCUACAGUAAGCAGAGUUGUGUCAGCUGACGCACACACACUCGUGGUGCAACCUUCUCAAAGUUCUCUUUUUAACAGGAUUGUCUUUAUGCCACAGUCAGCCAUUGUUGUGCGUUUAUGUAGGAUUCGCACUCAGUGCUGCUCAUCUGGUUCACAGCCUUACUCUAUUUCUUUUUGGGUGACAAGGUAAAUAAAUACUUUUUCAUUGUAUUUUGUUUUUCAAAUAUGUAAUAAAAUGUCUGCACAACUAGCAAGUUCAUUUCAUGCACUUCACAUUUACCUUAUACGUGCAAAUUCUCGCACACACGUAUGAUAUGGCCCAAAAAGGUUUGUGGUCUUGUCUGUCAAGAUGUUGCUGUGAGUUGCAAAUCAUUGGUGGAAAACAUUUAUCCUGGCUUCAAACAUGCAGGACGAGUCUAGUUUGCCCCCAUCUUUUCAUACACACCACCAGUGACAAACCACCUAUUAAACUACAGCCUGACACACACAGUCACUCAGUGCAGUGGUCACAGGGCCACUUGGCGCGCUUAAGCAACCUCGUUAGCGGUUAUUAGGGGCACUUACAUAAGGUCAGUUGGGUCAAAGCAUAAUUCUCCUUAUUUAUAGAAUAUACAAAGCUGUCCUCAGACAGGGAUAUGGCAGUGGAGUCUUUUUUAUGUAGCGUAUAAAUAAGUGUAUGUGGAUUAAUGUUUACGUGUGCUAAAUGAUUUGACACCAGUGGUCCCUUGACAUUAGUAUUGGUUGAAAAGGGUAUAAUUUUAGUCCCUUCCCAACUCACUUGACCUAAAUUGCAAAUACUGAGAGCUGCGUACAAGUACUUAGUCACUGUACUUAAGUUAAUUUUUCAGUUCAUUGUUACAGUACUGACCAUUUUUUACUUUUACUCCCUACUUUUGAAAACAGUACAUCUUUCUUUGUCAAAAUAGGCUUGUUGCUUUAUUAAAAAAAUCUCCAUAGAUAAUGACACAAUAUAGAUAUUAAAAAAAAAAAAAAAAAAAGAUGUAAAUAGAAGUGAAGUCAACCGGGGUUGAGAUUUUGACUGAUAUGAUUGAGAAUCUUGGGACUUAUAGGGUGGGAGAAAAUGGACACCAGUGGCAUGGAAGAACGUAAACCAGGUAGCAUGAAAAAUGUUGACGCAACAGAUUCUGAGACACAAGCCUUAUUUAAGAGAAUUGUGUGAUGUUGUUAGCUCCAAUAAUGUUUAAUGGGAAAUACGUCGCUUUCUGCCAGCCUAAAACCAAGUAGAGUCUGGCGUUAUGAAUGUUUCUGUGUAAUCUGGGUGGGGAGGAAAAAAACGGGUAAGGUAUUUUUUGUUGGUCAGUUUGCAACAUAAGGUAUGGUAAACGCUAGCUUCACUCUUGGUUUAAAGAAACAACAAACAACAUGCUAGAUGUAAUGUUACUCUUCAGGGCUAUCAGAAUUUAGCUCUCAGUCCAAUCACUAUGCAAGUUUAUAAAAAAGGGAAACUUUUUGUGUGCCAAGAAAUGUUUUGCUGUUGUGCCUAACGGUUAUUGUAUAUAAUUGGCCAUUAAAAAAUAUCAUUUUUACUUUAAAGUACAUUUCAGUCUGUACUUGUUUACUUUGGUGUGUGUAGUUUUCAUGCUCCAUGGGACCUGUUUCCUCCCACAUUCCAAAAACAUGAUGGGUUCGUUCACUGAAGACAACUGUCCAUAGAUGUGAAUGGUUGGUUGUCUAUAUGU